AUGAAACCUAGCACAGGUCUUACUUACAUCAAUACAGGCCAGGCUGAUCUUGCCCUGAGCAUUGAUGAGGCUCUUCUUACAGUUCACAAUCAGCUGCCAAGUGGACUCAAAGUCUCCUAUGUCUCUGAUUACUGCUAUAAGUGUCUACAGCAGCCAUUGGUCAUCAUUGAUGAUGGUAACAGCAAUGCGUCAGCAGUCAUCAGCACCCGUCAUGAGCUGACUCUGUUUGUGAGGGUGGGAAAUGCACUCGUCUGCAGCUGGACUGAGUUGUAUGGAGAAGCAGGACAUUAUGCAGUGUGGGUGCAGCAAAGGAGGGAUCCAAACAUCACCUGCUCUGUGACUGUGGACAAAGAACCCAUUAACAGUUACAUCCCCAUCCUGGUUGCUGCCAUUGUCAUGCUUUCAUUGACCAUCAUCUUUCUUUGUUGGCCGUACAUAUACAGAUGGUCCUACACACAGAAAUGCCUGUCCAUUGUGUUACGCAAAAGCCCAGGUCCUUCCCAGGACUGCGACCUUGCAGCAAAUUCUACUGCACAAGCUGACUGCACGAAACCCCUACCUACACGUGUGAAGUCUCUGGAUGCAUUCAGAGGACUCACUCUGACCAUCUUACUUUUUACCAACAAUGGAGGAGGGGGUUACUGGUUCUUUCAGCAUGCCCCUUGGAACGGUCUUACAGUAGCUGACACAGUCAUGCCGUGGUUUGUGUUCAUGAUUGGGACUUCGAUCAUCUUCACGUUCAACAGCAUGUGGAAAAAAGGCGUGUCCCGUCUGCAGAUGCUCCGCAAGAUAUUUAUCAGAAGUUUGAAACUUAUCUUCAUUGGCUUCUGCUUCCUGAACUACACCCCAAAGGAUGGACUGUUCUCCUGGUCCUGGGCCCGCAUCCCGGGGGUCCUUCAGCGCCUGGCUGUCAGCUACUCUGUUCUCUCACUGGUGCACAUGACUUGCUUGAGAAAAGAAAUCCCGCUCAGUGAGCAUCACUGGUGGUAUCCCAUCCAAGACCUCGUCCUGUACUGGCCAGAGUGGGUCAUCAUCAUCCUCAUGGAGACGCUCUGGUUGUGCCUCACAUUCCUCCUUCCUGUUCCUGGCUGCCCCACAGGCUACCUGGGUGCUGGUGGCAUCGGGGACAACGGCCUGUAUCCCAACUGCACCGGGGGGGCUGCCGGCUACAUUGACAGACUACUGAUGGGUGACCACCUCUACAGGAACCCCACGUGCAAGGAAAUGUACCACACCACAGUACCCUUUGACCCAGAAGGGGUGCUCAGCGCCAUUAACAGUGUGGUUAUGGGGUUCACUGGGAUGCAGGCUGGGAAGAUUAUGCUUUAUUUCCGCAAGAACCAUUUCAGUAUCCUGAAAAGAUUCCUAAUUUAUGCCAUUAUCAUGGGAAUCCUCGCAGCAAUCCUCUGUAAGUGCUCACGAGACGAAGGAUUUAUACCUGUCAAUAAAAACCUAUGGUCUCUGUCCUUCAUUGCUUGCACAAGCUGCUUUGCCUUCAUCAUGAUGGGAUUAAUGUAUUUCAUCAUUGACAUCAAGGGCUGGUGGGAGGGGAAGCCCUUCAUUUACCCAGGAAUGAACUCCAUUUUUGUAUAUACAGGCCAGAAUAUCCUAGGGUUCUAUUUACCAUUCAAGUGGGAGCCGGCUAAGAUGAGUCAUGGAGAACUCCUUCUGCAGAAUUUGUUGAAUAUCAUUCUGUGGGUUUACAUUGCUUACCUGCUGUACAGGAAAAGGGUCUUCAUCAAAUUAUAAUGAUUCUUCAUCAGCUAAGUCACUCACACUACAAAUGAGAAGAUCACUAACAUGAGCUAUAUUACUGGUCAAAAGCUUUG
Messenger RNA from Brienomyrus brachyistius, 1829 nucleotides. RefSeq lists its product as uncharacterized. The record is from RefSeq and is a predicted model, not a curated record. Bases 1 to 1749 code for a protein of 582 amino acids. NCBI's taxonomy places the organism in Eukaryota, Metazoa, Chordata, Actinopteri, Osteoglossiformes, Mormyridae. The transcript has 18 exons.